Molecule: messenger RNA, 951 nt
Organism: Uloborus diversus
Lineage: Eukaryota; Metazoa; Arthropoda; Arachnida; Araneae; Uloboridae
Product: EGFR adapter protein-like
Exons: 6
Coding region: 1-951 (316 amino acids)
Source: RefSeq, a predicted model, not a curated record
AUGAACAACAGAAAAAUGCUCUCUGUCGCCAAUGGUCCUGGUAUGUCCGGAAACUUAUCUGGAGCGUCACGACCGGACAACCUGAGCCGGAGGUUCCCGGAUGCAACAGGUGGGGAGCUCUGGAGCCCAUGCAGCAGCAGCAGUGACGAGAACAACUCUCCAACUGCUCUGAACAGCUUCGACUGGGACAAACCUGCACUGGAGGAUAAAGCGGUGAAUUUUGGAUUUUCGCAGAAUAAAAAAAGUGGAGGUGUUUCAGAGGUCAAUGCUCUAAACAUUUCAUCCAGAAAAGACGUGAGCGAAAAUAAAGGAAAAAGUGGUUACGCCAACGUAGGUACGAGUGAAAGGAAAUAUGACAUCAAGCAUGCAAAGAUCCUUGCUUGUGGAGAUAUUCAAAAACGAUCUCGAACUUGUUCUACGGGGUUGUCUGACUUGUGUUCUGAUCGUCUGCCUCAACCUUUGAACUCCACCGAAUCAGAUGAUCUUCAACAAGACAGCUGCAUAGAAGGAAGUGAAGAAGAUUUUCUAAAAGAAAAGGAAGAACUUAGAAAUGUUGCUUGGUUUCAAGCUGGAAUUCCUAGGGAGAUUGCUCUGGAGGUUCUUCAAGGACAGGAGGAAGGUUCUUUCAUCGUCCGGGAGAGCAGCACGCGGCCCGGAUGUUUCGCCCUUUCCUUGAGGGUUCCUCCAGAAAAGAAUCCAUCCGGGAUCGCCCAUUACCUCAUACUCCGGACACAACAAGGAUACAAGAUCAAGGGUUUCACUAAAGAAUUCCACAGCUUGACCGCCCUUAUAACCCACCAUUCUGUGAUGCCAGAAAUGCUGCCUUGUCCUCUGAGUCUUCAUCGCCCUUCUACGCGCGAUGCGGAGCACGAGUUUGACGAUCCUCCUCCAGAGACACCACCAGAUAUCUUCGAAGAUAUACAUUGGCUAAUGACAGACCUAAAUUUAUAG